AUGCCAUGCGUCGAGACUUACGUGCGUACUGAGAAAAGAAACGUUGCCCGCCCAACUCUUUCUGCGGUAUCAUCUAUUCAGCAUGUUUCCCUCCUUCUCACACAGAAUCGCGUAUUUACGAUUUUGCGCAAGCUAAUUCGCUCCACAACCCUCGGGGUUAUAACAACCGCCAUCCCCUCCCCGACUCACCCAUUGAUUCUCUCCAGUCAUCUUCCUUGGAUCCUUGACGUUGAUGAUGAGCAGAGUGAAACAGAGCUUGGUAGUCUACGAGCACACAUUGCUCGUCAAAAUCCGCAAACCCAGACCAUGAUCUCCGCGCCACAAGCCGCGGGGAACACCUCCAACGUACUGGAGCAGGAGGUCCUCGUCCUUUUCACCGCCUCCCACGACCACUAUAUCACACCGAAUUUCUACACCGAAACGAAGCCAAAAACGGGAAAAGUCGCGCCAACGUGGAACUAUGCGGCCGUAAAGGCAUACGGCACCGCCACCAUCUUUUACGAUUCGCAUUUAGAAGAGACAGGGAAGUUCCUAGCCCAUCAGCUGCACGAUCUUUCAGAGCACGCUAAGCGAUCUAUAAUGGAUUAUACUGGACAGGGCGACCGGCCGGAGCCAUGGAAGGUAUCGGAUGCACCCGAACGCUACAUUGAGCUUCCGAGGAAAAAUAUCGUUGGGAUUGAGAUUGUGAUUCACAGGCUGGAGGGAAAGUUCAAAAUGAGUCAAGAGAUGCGGAAAGGGGAUCGAGAGGGGGUGGUGAAAGGUUUGGAGAGGCUGGACACAGAUGCGGCGCGUAUGGUGGGGGCGAUGGUGAAGGAGAGGAGUGAAUUGAAAGAAGCUGCCAAAAUGUAA
This is a messenger RNA of Periconia digitata, 849 nucleotides long. Lineage: Eukaryota; Fungi; Ascomycota; Dothideomycetes; Pleosporales; Periconiaceae. The record is from the annotation of a GenBank genome assembly.